Molecule: messenger RNA, 2375 nt
Organism: Chilo suppressalis (striped riceborer)
Lineage: Eukaryota; Metazoa; Arthropoda; Insecta; Lepidoptera; Crambidae
Source: the annotation of a GenBank genome assembly
UUUCUACUGUCGACGUGGAUGCGGUACUGGGGCGGACUGCGUCCCUGCCCUGUGACGUCACUCCAGACGCGAACGAGGACAGAGUCUACAUGGUGUUGUGGUUCAGGAAGAGUGGAGGGAAACCUAUUUAUAGUUUCGACGUCCGCGGGCGCUCCUUCAAUAAAGCACUACAGUGGUCGGACCCCGUGGCGUUUGGGCCCAGAGCAUAUUUCGCUACAGUUGCCAGACCUGCGGCGUUAACUCUUAACUCGGUGCAGCUCGACGACGAAGGGGUCUACCGAUGCAGAGUGGACUUCAAGAAUUCGCCCACAAGGAACUUUCAGAUACGACUCACUGUCAUCGUGCCACCACAUCAAAUGCUGCUUUAUGACAAGUCAGGAGCAGACGUGUCGGGUGUGGUGGGGCCUUUAGAAGAAGGAGCAGCUCUUGUACUGGUCUGUGAAGUGCGUGGUGGUCGACCAGAGCCAGUAGUGACGUGGCUCAUAGAUGGCUCUUCCGCUCCACAAUACAUAGGGGUGAAAACGGACACACAUGUGGUUGUGAAUCGCUUGGAGUUGCAGCACUUGAAGAGAGAGGACCUGAAUACCACUUUCAAGUGCAGAGCGGCGAAUACCAUACUGGUUCCACCACAAGAGAAGACUGUUAGGCUCGAGAUGAACUUGGCACCUCUCUCCGUAUCUUUACUGAGUCGGCCGCAGCAGUUUGUCGCUGGAGCAGUCACCACGUUGCGUUGCGUCGCUGAAGGUAGCAGACCAUCUGCACAAAUCAUUUGGUACAAGGACAACAAAAGUUUCGAGAGAGAAAAGGUGACGGAUUAUUCGAACGAUACGUGGUCAGUAAGCAGCCUGACUCUUACUCCAAUGCCUUCUGACAACGGGGCGGUGAUCAAGUGCGUUGCUUCAAAUCCAAGUUUACCCACAAAGGCCAUCGAUGACCAUAUUCAGCUCAACGUAGUAUAUAGCCCAGUGGUCACUCUCAGCCUGGGCAGCACUCUCAAUCCGCAAGAUAUAAAGGAAGGCGAUGAUGUGUACUUUGAGUGCAACGUCAAGGCCAACCCGAGGGAACAUCGGAUAUCGUGGUACCACAAUGACAGGCCGGUGACUCAGAACAUGACAUCGGGGAUCAUUUUGAGCACCCGUUCGCUGGUGCUGCAGAAGGUGACGCGCGAGGAGGCCGGUGGCUACUCGUGCAAAGCUACUAACGUCAGAGGGGAGACGUCCAGCGCGAUAGUCAAGCUGAGAGUGCAAUAUGCCCCGGUCUGUGGAGAAUUGUCACCCCAGGUGGUUGGAGCUGCAUUGGAUGAGGCGUUGCACGUUCGGUGCUCGGUCCAUGCUGACCCUUCUGAUGUCACUUUUCUCUGGCAGUUCAAUAAUAGCGGCGAAAGUUUUAACGUUUCUCCAGCAAGAUAUGGUGCCGUAAAUGGCAGUAUAAGCGAGCUUCGAUACACCCCAGCAAGUGAGAGAGACUACGGAGCCUUGACGUGCAGAGGAACAAACUCGGUAGGCCGGCAGGAGCAGCCUUGUGUCUUCCAAAUAGUUCCGGCUGCUCGCCCGUCGCCACCUAGAAACUGUACGGUGUCAGCAGGCAAUCUUUCCAACUGGAUUGAAGAGAAUCACGAGGAUGUUGGUGACUCAUUGGUGGUGCGAUGCGUUGCUGGCUACGACGGUGGCCUUCCGCAACUGGUUGUACUAGAGGCUUUAGACUCCGAUAGUGGUACUGUCAGAUUCAACGUUACUGCAAAUGAGACUGAUGGCGUAGCUGUUUUUUUGGUGCCAACAGGAGUGUUGUGGUCUACCGGGAACUCUUUACGACUCACAGUUCACUCAAGAAACGAUAAAGGUGUAUCCGAACGGAUCAUGGUCCAUGCAUUGGCUUACCAAGACCCUGAAAGGAGGACAGACGGAAGUGUUCAUCUUAUGGCAGGCGUCACUAAAACUGCAUUUUGGGCAAUCAUUUUGACAAUCGUCGUGUGCUCAUGCGCAGCUACUUUCACUGCGUAUUUUCUUCGAAGGAAAAGAAGUAAACCGCCAGUUAAGCAACAAACUUCAGAGCUGCAACUCAAUGCUGGUGAUGGACAGUACGUCGUGGCAUACACGCUAAAGCCAUCUAAGCAAGCACAGCCGGAUAUUUUAAACCCACAACCAGACAGCGCACUUCCCGUAAAAAGCGCUGAAGUUGUCAAAAAUGGGGCACUUCAGGAAGCCGAGUGGUGCGAGAGUGACAAUUCGGUGCACUCGCGCUCAUAUGACCAGCGAACCUUAUUGUCACCGAGAUCGGCAACAGCAGCGAAGCCUUUAACUUCCGGAAAUAUGACGUUAAGUAGGAGAGAACAUCUCAUAGCUGAAGAAAUACCAGGACCAGAAAGCUGUGUAUAG